Phodopus roborovskii (desert hamster) is the source of this 4817-nucleotide messenger RNA. It is a transcript of the gene Zfpm2, whose product is annotated as zinc finger protein, FOG family member 2. The transcript is spliced from 8 exons. Gene Ontology annotation, cellular component: nucleus. Gene Ontology annotation, biological process: cell differentiation; heart development; positive regulation of transcription by RNA polymerase II. Gene Ontology annotation, molecular function: RNA polymerase II-specific DNA-binding transcription factor binding. The record is from RefSeq and is a predicted model, not a curated record. Bases 299 to 3757 code for a protein of 1152 amino acids. NCBI's taxonomy places the organism in Eukaryota, Metazoa, Chordata, Mammalia, Rodentia, Cricetidae.
CCCCCCCUCCCCUUAGCCCCAGCGCUCUCCCUGUCGCCCCCUCCUCUCUUCCCUGUCACACUCUCUCUGCCCCCCUCGCUCGGCUUCUCAUUCGCUUGCUCGUCUCCAAACGUGGAUCCGCUGCUCCCGGAGGAGCCGAGCGCCGGGAUCCCGCGCGCACCGAGCACCUGGAGUCCGCCCGGCGGCGGCCCGAGCCUGGCCAGCGGCGGCGGCUGAGACAGAAGCGGCGACAGCGCAGGAAACGGUAGCAGGGGCCGCGGACACCGCGGAAGCCCCAGCGGCAGCGGCCGCGGCCGAGAUGUCCCGGCGAAAGCAGAGCAAACCCCGGCAGAUCAAACGGCCGCUGGAAGAUGCCAUUGAGGAUGAGGACGAAGAAUACCCAUCAGAGGAGGCUGAAGGCAUCGCCAAAGGGAACUUUCCACUGGAGGAAAGCUUCCCUGCCGACUUUGGGCCAGAAAAUCUGAGCUGUGAAGAAGUGGACUUCUUUUGUAACAAAGGUGAUGAUGAAGGAACCCAGCAGCCAACAGAAUCAGAUGGGGACAGCCAUUCUGAAAAACCCGGGCAGCCUGGAGUACACACAGAUGACUGGGAUGGGCCAGGAGAGCUGGAAGCAUUUCAGAGAGAUGGGGAGCGGAAAAUUCAGAGUAGGCAGCAACUUCCUGUGGGAACAACCUGGGGCCCUUUCGCUGGCAAGAUGGACUUGAAUAAUAAUUCCUUGAAGACAAAGGCUCAGGUCCCCAUGGUGCUGACUGCUGGUCCCAAGUGGCUUCUGGACGUGACUUGGCAAGGAGUGGAGGACAGCAAAAACAACUGCAUUGUGUACAGCAAAGGGGGUCAGCUUUGGUGUACCACAACGAAGGCCAUCUCAGAGGGUGAGGAGCUAAUUGCCUUUGUGGUGGAUUUUGACUCAAGGCUACAAGCUGCCAGUCAGAUGACUCUAACAGAAGGGAUGUACCCGGCCCGCCUGCUGGACUCGAUUCAGCUGCUUCCACAGCAAGCAGCCAUGGCUUCUAUUUUGCCUACAGCUAUUGUCAAUAAGGAUAUAUUCCCUUGCAAAUCCUGUGGCAUCUGGUACCGGAGCGAGCGGAACCUGCAAGCCCAUUUGAUGUACUACUGCAGUGGGAGGCAAAGAGAAGUUGCUCCAGUGUCUGAAGAAAACGAAGAUAACACGCAUCAGAUUUCCAGCCUGUGCCCCUUCCCACAGUGCACCAAGAGCUUUUCCAACGCACGAGCUCUAGAAAUGCACCUGAACUCACACAGUGGAGUGAAAAUGGAGGAGUUCCUUCCCCCAGGGGCAAGUUUAAAAUGCACAGUCUGUAGCUACACUGCUGAUUCGGUGAUCAAUUUCCACCAACACCUGUUCUCUCAUCUCACUCAAGCUGCCUUCAGGUGCAACCAGUGCCAUUUUGGCUUCCAGACUCAGAGGGAGUUACUACAGCACCAGGACCUCCACAUCCCCGGGGGUGGCAAACUUCCCAGAGAAAGCGACUUGGAGCACUCUCCUAGUGGAACCGAAGACAGCUUACAGCCAGCCACAGACUUGCUGGCCAGAAGCGACCUCUCCCAGAGCCAAAAGGCCAUGCAGACUAAGGAUGCAAGCUCAGACACAGAACUGGACAAAUGUGAGAAAAAGACUCAGCUCUUCCUCAGCAACCAGAGACCAGAGAUACAGCCGGCAGCCAACAAGCAGAGCUUUUCUUACACAAAAAUAAAGUCUGAGCCCUCCAGCCCGAGACUUGCUUCCUCUCCAGUACAACCCAACAUCGGGCCCUCUUUUCCCGUGGGACCUUUCCUGUCUCAGUUUGCUUUCCCCCAAGAUAUCACCAUGGUCCCUCAAGCUUCAGAGAUCUUAGCCAAGAUGUCCGAGCUGGUCCAUCGGCGAUUGAGGCACGGUAGUAGUAGCUACCCUCCGGUAAUUUACAGCCCUCUGAUGCCCAAAGGGGCUACAUGCUUUGAGUGUAACAUAACAUUCAAUAAUUUGGAUAACUACCUAGUUCAUAAAAAACACUACUGCAGCAGUCGGUGGCAGCAGAUGGCCAAGUCCCCUGAGUUUCCGGGGGUUUCAGAAAAGAUGCCUGAAGCUGUGAGUCCCAAUACUGCCCAGGCUUCCAUAAGCCUUCUUAACCCAGCUGCUCAUUCCUCUGACCCAGAAACACCACUUCUUCAAACAUCAUGCAUCAACUCUUCCACCGUCUUAGAUUUGAUUGGGCCAAACGGAAAAGGCCAUGAGAAGGACUUUUCCACUCAAGCCAAAAAGCUGUCCACCGCCAGCAGCAACGAUGACAAAAUGAAUGGAAAGCCCAUUGAUGUGAAAAAUCCCAGCGGUCCCUUAGUGGAUGGGGAAAGCGACCCAAAUAAGACCACCUGUGAAGCUUGUAACAUCACCUUCAGCAGGCACGAAACAUACAUGGUCCACAAACAGUAUUACUGUGCAACACGCCAUGACCCUCCGCUAAAGAGAUCUGCCUCCAACAAAGUGCCCGCCAUGCAGAGAACCAUGCGCACGCGCAAGAGAAGGAAGAUGUAUGAGAUGUGCCUACCUGAGCAGGAGCAAAGGCCGCCCCUGGUCCAGCAGAGGUUUCUUGAUGUAUCCAACCUCAGCAAUCCUUGUAGCUCCACUCAAGAGCCCACCGAAGGGCUAGGAGAAUGCUACCACCCGAGAUGCGACAUCUUCCCAGGAAUUGUCUCCAAGCACUUGGAAACUUCGCUGGCCAUGAACAAAUGCGUUCCGGUUCCCAAAUGUGACACGACCCAUUCCAGUGUUUCCUGCCUAGAAAUGGACGUACCCAUAGACCUCAGCAAAAAGUGUCUAUCGCAGUCUGAGCGGACGACCGCCUCUCCCAAAAGGCUGCUAGACUACCACGAGUGCACCGUAUGCAAGAUCAGCUUCAAUAAGGUGGAGAACUACCUGGCCCACAAGCAGAAUUUCUGCCCUGUCACUGCGCAUCAGCGGAACGACCUGAGUCAGCUUGAUGGCAAAGCGUUCCCUAAUUCAGAAAGCGAACGGAAUAGCCCCGACGUCGGCUUUGAAAGAAACAUGAUCAAAUGUGAGAAGAACGGGAAUCCGAAGCAGCCUUCGCCCAAUGGAAACUUGUUUUCAUCCCAUUUAGCGACUUUACAGGGCCUGAAAGUGUUCAGCGAAGCCGCUCAGCUCAUCGCUACAAAGGAAGACAACAAACACCUGUUUCUUCCCCAAUGCCUUUACCCUGGAGCAAUAAAGAAGACGAAAGGAGCUGAUCAGCUUUCUCCAUACUAUGGCAUAAAGCCAAGCGAUUACAUCCCCGGUUCUCUUGCCCUCCACAACACCGACGUAGAACAAAGCACAAAUGCAGAAAACGAGUCUCCAAAAGGCCAGGCCUCCUCCAAUGGGUGUGCCGUGCCCAAGAAAGAUUCUCUGCCACUGCUGCCCAAGAACAGAGGCAUGGUCAUAGUGAAUGGUGGACUGAAGCAAGAUGAAAGGCCUACGGGUAACCCACAGCAAGAGAACAUUUCCCAGAAUGCCCAGCACGACGAUGACCACAAAUCCCCUUCGUGGAUCUCUGAAAACCCAUUAGCUACAAAUGAGAACGUCUCCCCAGGAAUUCCCUCGGCAGAAGAACAGUUGUCCAGCAUAGCAAAGGGAGUGAACGGUUCCACCCAGGCUCCCAGCAGUGGGAAAUACUGCCGGCUAUGCGAUAUCCAGUUCAAUAACCUCUCAAACUUUAUAACUCACAAGAAGUUCUAUUGCUCAUCACAUGCAGCAGAACAUGUCAAAUGAACUAACUGAAUUAAAAAAAAAAAAAAAAAGAGGGAAGAAAGCAGUCACCUUUGGUACCAGUGUUUAGUAUGUUCUUCUAAACAGUCCUGAAAAAAACAAAAACAAAAAACAAAGACUCUGUUUGAAUUACAUUUGAAUUACAUCUGGCAAUCAGAAGACAUUCAUUAUGGCUGAGUUGAAGACUUACAAUGUAAUUUCAUUACAGACCAUUAGUAAAGUGUAUUAUUGGUGCCAUUUUCAAAACAAAAAUUAAUUUAUUUUACCAGCAGUAUUCAUAGCUGUGGUUAUGUUAUUUUUUAUUUAAAAACUUUAUAUUAAAGUCAUUUGUAAUGUUAUUGUAUAGUUAUUGUGUAGCACAUAUGGUUUGCACUGUAUAGUAGCUUUUAAAGAAAAUAGUCACAAAACAAUACAGAAAAGCAUUUUAGAAAUAGCUUCCAAAGCACUUGUGUAUCCUGAUUUUUUCUUAUAUGCUGUUGCAGAUAUGUGUAUAUGCUAAAAUAUAACCUGCAAACAUGUUCUAAAUACACAUGCUAUAAGUUCGCCUUAAGAUUUCAGUUUGUGGAUAAUCAGGCUCCAUUUGCACUUUAUAUUUUAGCAAAUACAGUCUCUAUGUCACUAGGCUUUGCAUUCGUACGUAGCCGUAUAUUUCUGUCCAUUUUCUCAAGCUUAAACAUGUAUGUUAAAUGAAGAUUGGCAUUUUUCUUUCUUGUACAGUACUUGUAUUUUCUUUCACCGAUGCAGUCCUGUCUCAGUUUUUAAACCUUUGCUGUUAAAUGCAAUACUUUAUAAAGGAUGAACAAAAUUACUGGAAGCAGUAUUGUAAGUAAUGGAGUAGUAGUAAUCGGUUUUAUCUUUUGAAAGGCACAGUCUAAAUUGAAACCCUAAACUCGAUGCUGCAAGUAUGAAUUUAAUUCAUAUAUAUAAGAUCUAUUUAAAUAUAAGAGUAGCAAUACUGCACCUGGUGAUCACAAAGAUAAUGUUCUACUUCUGAUAGAAAUAAUUUCUCAACAAAUGUUGUUACUAUGCAUGUAUAUGGAUGGAAUAAAAUUCCAAAUUGUUG